AUGAAGAAUUUUAUAAUUCAGAUGUAUCAGAACAAAGUAAUUCAACUAGAGAAUCAGAUAUUGGUGAAAGUAGUACGGCAACCUCGAAUUCCCAUCUCGAAAUUUCCUACCUCCUUUUAUUGCUAUUGACUUUUACCCAUGGAACUUAUGUUUACGUCUUGUCUAUUUUUAAAAAAUCACUUGAAGGAUUCGGAAUUUCUACCUGCGUCUUAACUCUGGAAAAUAUAAAGGAAAGGGCAGUUAAAGCAAGUGAUGAAAAGGAGAGUAGUAAAAACAAGAAGAAAGAGGAUGUGAGUGGAUUGUAUAGUAUCGGACAUUGUGGUAAGGAAAAGAAGGAAAUUAAAAGGGACGAAAAUAAGAUACUCACCUGCUACCAAAACACCAGUAAUAUAGACAAGGUCGAAAAGCAGAUGCUUGAGCAGAAUUCGGAGUAUAUCAAAAGUGGAGAAUCAGUUAUAGAACCUAAAGUAGAAGAUGAAAAUAGAUUAGUAUUUGACCGCAGAAAAUUAAUUAAAAGUGAAGCUCCAAUAUCUGAUAUACAUUGUGGUGAAAGUAAUGCUAAAAUUGCUGAUGAUGUUGAGUCUUGUGGACAAACCGAUAUUGAGUAUAGUUACCAAAAGGGUAGUAAUAGUUCAAAUGUGAAUAAUGAAGAAAGGAAAAUGUACGAUGAUGUAAUUAAGAAAGGAGAUGGAAACCUAAGAGAUAAAAUAGGAAUUAGGGGUGCAGACAUGGUGUCUAAUAAAGGUGAAUCUGUUAAUUUAGGUGAGAAAGAUGUAGAGCUGGUUGGAAGUAUAGCUCCAAAAGAUAUAGCUAUAAUCUAUUGUGACGAUGAAAGUAUUUUAAUUGAUUCGGGUAAUAACCAUAAUAUGAGUAUCGCUAAGGUUGGCAGUAAUAGACCUAAAGAGUGCAAAUAUCAUUGCAAGUAUAAAAUCUAUGUAAAGGAUUAUUGCAGAACUAGAGCUAGCAAUGUGGAUAAAGAUAAUGUCCUUGGUCGAUUGUUGAUGAAAUGA
Molecule: messenger RNA, 1010 nt
Organism: Racocetra persica
Lineage: Eukaryota; Fungi; Glomeromycota; Glomeromycetes; Diversisporales; Gigasporaceae
Source: the annotation of a GenBank genome assembly